AUGGGGGCCGUGCUCAAGCGGAUGGAGAGCCACGAGGAGGGCAAGGAGCUGCACUCGCGCGCCCUGGGUAUGGCCCUGGAGCACUUUGGCCCCGCCCACCCCACCGCCACGCUGGCCAGGGGCAACUUGGUGGAGUCGCUGGACCAGCUAGGCGACAGAGAAGCUGCCAGGAAGCUGCUGACCGAUGCAAUUGACGAGCUCAAGGGCAUUGCAGCAGAGAAGGAGGCGGAGGAGGCGGCCGGCACCGCGGUAAAGCCGGACGAGGACGAUGAGCUCGCGGUGCAGGUGCACGUUGACGCGUCGAAGGCGCGCCAGUCGAUGCUGCGCGCCUGCAUGGACCUGGGGCGGCUGGAGAUGAAGGCGCAGGACUUUGGGGCGGCCAAGGCGGUGCUGUUCGGGGCGCUGGAGGUGGCGAAGGACAAGGAGGGCGCCGACUCGGAGGCAACAGCUGCCAUCAUGGCCGCGCUGGCCUCCAGCCACCGCCAGGCGGGCGAGCUGGCUGAGGCUGCUGAGCUGUACGGCCAGCUGUACGCCAUCAACGAGCAGCACAGCGGGACCGCCAACCAGAGCUCGGUCAUGCUGGCGCGCACGCUCUCCGACGUGUGCGAGGGCCAGGGCGACUUUGCCGCGGCCGCGUCCUGGGCGGAGAAGGCGCUGGCGGGCAUGCAGGGUGUGGUGGGCGUGAAGGUGCACCCCCUGCUCAAGGCGUUCUUCGACGCGGUGGCAGACCUCAAGACCAAAGCGGGCGACACCGAGGGCGCAGAGGAGGUGCAGCAGGCCUGGGCCAAGGGCAUGGCGCAGCUGCAGCAGCAGGCGGGAGGCCGUGGCGGCAGGGGCGGCCGCGGCUCAGGGGCGGGCGGCGGCGGCAGGGGCGGCCGUGGCGGGCGGAGGGGCGGCCGUUGA
Monoraphidium neglectum is the source of this 903-nucleotide messenger RNA. RefSeq lists its product as hypothetical. Gene Ontology annotation, molecular function: protein binding. The record is from RefSeq and is a predicted model, not a curated record. Lineage: Eukaryota; Viridiplantae; Chlorophyta; Chlorophyceae; Sphaeropleales; Selenastraceae. The transcript has 7 exons. The coding region runs from base 1 to 903 and encodes 300 amino acids.